This is a messenger RNA of Asterias rubens (European starfish), 2428 nucleotides long. RefSeq lists its product as uncharacterized. The record is from RefSeq and is a predicted model, not a curated record. Lineage: Eukaryota; Metazoa; Echinodermata; Asteroidea; Forcipulatida; Asteriidae. The transcript has 3 exons. Bases 129 to 2018 code for a protein of 629 amino acids.
CACAACUCAAUCCAGGCUUCUACACUGACAACAGAAAGGAAAAUCAACUUCCAAUAAUAACUCAAAAACAUCACAUAAAUAUUUAGGAUUGGUUUAUGAAAACAGCACUUUGACUUCAAGAAAUAAACAUGGAUGUUCAGCGAGGACAUUGCUGGCGUUGUGAAGAUCAACUGGAACAGACCAUUCAAUGCCCCGAUUGCAAGAUGGCGGAGUAUUGUAGCUCAACAUGUGAACACAGAGACAGAGUUAGACAUAGGAGUAGAGAGUGCCCAUUAUUUGGAACAAGAUCAUGCAAAAAAUGCAAAAAGAAGGGUACAAUGAAAGAGUGUGGAGGUUGCAACAUAGCAUGUUACUGUAACAGAGAGUGUCAAAGAAGAGAUUGGGCCAACCACACAGCUUUUUGCAUCAAGGCCAAGGAAGAAAUCAAAUCAACAGCAGCUCAACUUACACAACUGCACUUCAACACGCGUACAGACAGACUUGGUGGUUCCCCUUAUUAUUUUGGAAACUGCAUCGCCAAAGACUUCCUUCAACUUGAUAACAAUGAAUGGUCUGAUGGGUCAAUAAAGAAAACUGACUUGAACAGAGAUUUUCAUAUUUUGUCAGCUGGUUGCGGAGACUUGUGCAACACUGUUUUGACUAUUGCUUCCCUUCCUGCCAGGUACCAGGGAAGUCUUUACAUCACUCUCAAUGACUUUGACCCUUUUGUCAUGGCAAGGAAUGUCUUAUUUCUCUUUAUGUUGGUUCGGUUUGCAGACACUGAGGGAAUUGAGAGCAGUCUGACUACCAUCUGGUACUCAGUUCACAUUGCUAAGAAAGAGUAUGACCUGAUCAAGACCAGCUUGGAUGAGCUCAUUCAGAUGACCCCUCAAAGUCUCACAGAGGUCACUCAAGGGUUGGUCAAAGUUCAAGAUGAAGAUCUUGCAGUCAUGAGUCAAGUUUGGGACAAAUGGAGAUCACUUGAAUGCCAACGAGGGAAACCAUCCUCAAUCAAUCUCAGAAAACAAAGAAAAAUUGCAUUUGAGAACUUUAUACAGGAGGUCGGAGGGUAUCAUUUAACCAAUCGCUUGCCACCUUCUAAAGUUAAAAAACAGAUGGAUGAAUGGUUUGACCAUGGAUUGUUCCUACCACAAGAAACAAAACAAACAUCAAUGUCUUUUGAUAACCCAACACUGACAGGACGUAGAGCUGUAUCAGCUCCAGGUUAUGAACUCUUAAUGACCUUAGUAAAUGCACCAAAAGCAAGACCAAAGGAUUAUGCCUUUGAGUACUGCAUCAGAACAGAUUCACAUCCCUUUAAAGUGUGGGAUUGCUUGAGAGUGAGGGAGUCUGAGACCAGACCCUACCCAACCCCUAUGGUGAUGUACCACAACUACAUCACAAAACUCCUCCAGAAAGUCAACAGUUUCAUCCAGAAAGGAAAACUUAACAUCCAAGUUUCUUUGGCCAACUGUAUGGACUUUCCUCCGAUACAUCAGUCUCUCAAGAUGUCAACCUAUGACAGGAUCUUCACAUCCAAUGUUGGUGACUUCAUCGGUUUUGCCAAGCUUUUACAACUGUUCAAACCGCUUCUAAAUUCAAGUAACCACUACUCAGUACUUGUUACUGAGACAAUAAACUGGACACAAUUUCUACCUCAGGCUGUCUGUCAACCUAGGAACACAGAAUAUGCAUCUUGCAUUGCAUCAUACUGCCUGGACACAGGCAGGGAUUAUGCUGACCUUGAGGACAAUUUUGAUAUUGGAGUUCAUACCUGGAUGGACUACUUUGAUAAUGCCCCUUACUUUGUUGCAUAUCUGCGUGCACAAAUCAUGGCAGGGGGUCUUGGGAUACCACCAUUGACCAAUGUGCCUUCAUUUGGUGAAGUGAUGAAGUACAAUGGUCUAGAAAUGCGUGACUUUCGUAAGAAGCUGAAUCGUCUUGUUCCAUAUCAGUAUCGUAUCAAUGCUCGUGACUUGACCCUGAUCAGUGCGACUGAUAGAGCAGUGGAGUGGUAUCUGCCACACACUGAUGGCUAAAGGGCAAAUGAAGUUCGACAUAAGUUCAAUAUAGCUUAAAAUUUGAUUGGGUGCAUGUAGAUCUUACAUAUCAAUGUAAAACGUUGUACUAACAAAACUGACAAGGAAUAUUUAAUGAGGAUUGAAGCAUGGAGGUAGAAAAGUGGCAAAAUGUGCAUUUACUCUAAAGCAAUCGCACAACAUCGAUAAAGAGUUGCACUUCGUGUAUCACAACUUCUAUAUAAAAUAACAAACCUGUAAAAAUUUAGGCUCAAUCGGUCAUUGGGAAAAAAUAACGGAGAAACCCACCCUUGUUCCCGCAUGUUGGCCGUGUAAUGACAAAUACAUCCGUUACUCUCGAUAUUGAGAAUUGAUAAUUGUUUUAUUUAAGGUUUUCUCAAAAAGUAAAGCAUUCCAUGGAAUAAUAUUUC